GCACCGCUAUGUACCGGAAGCCGCCAUCUUGGUCAUUCAACUAAACAUGGCGGACUAUGAGUUCAGCUUCGACGGUGUGAAGCAGUUUAUCGCCGAUAGAGGCGGCAGAGUCAGAAAUGUCGAACUUGUAACUCACUUCAGACAACACCUGAAUGAUCCCGCCAGAAAAGCGGAAGCCCGGGAGCUGUUUAAGGACUUUGUGAACAACGUGGCAGUGAUCAGGCAAGAAGAGGGGGAGAAGUUCCUAGUAUUGAAGAAGAAGUACAGAGAGCCAUCUGCACAGGUGUCGCGAGUCCGCCCUCUUGCCGUAGAGGAACUUGAGUACACAGGGGAGGAACCACAGAACAACUAUCCUUACCAGCCUCCCGAGCAACCCUCCAGCUAUCUGGCUUUUCAAGAACCCCCCUUACCCCCACCUCCUGCACUUGCUAGUCCUGUGAGAAGAGACUGGGAUGUUCCAGCACCACCAGCUGAGCAGGAAGUGGGUGGAUCUCCAGCCGGCUGGCAGCCGCCCUACCAACAACCAGAUCUUGUUCGCCGACAGCCAUCUUUCAACGACUACAACCAACAACCACCUUACGAUGAACCAGAGCCAAUUCCUAGACAGCUUUCAUUUAACCAACCACCAAAUCCCUACGAGCAUAACGACGAACCAUUACCAGUAAACCGUCAGUCUUCCUUUAAAGAACCGGUGUCGGUUGCUCGUAAACCCUCCUUUGAAAAGGCAAUCACACACAACCAGUUUCCACCUCAUGAACCGUCACCCUCACCAUUAGACGAUGCACACUCUCCUACUUUCAAACGACCUUCCCCUCCUGCCCAGAGUCAGAAUGGUGGCCCCAGGUCAGAGCUUCCCAGGAGCGACUCCUCGUCCAGAAUGGAGACUGGGUCCUCCCGCAGCGACACAGUCUCCAUCAGGAGCGACACAGCCUCCAUAUCUGAGAAGGGCGAAGCAGAGGAUGAUGGGUACGGCUCCAAUGUGUCAUCGGUUGCUAAGAGAGUUCAUUUUGCUGAGUACGAUGAGUACCUUAUCCUGCACCAAGACUUUGUCCCCUCCUCACAGUUAUACUAUCAUCACACUCAUAGACCACAACUUAUGCUGGAUGUUCUGGAAAAGGAGUGGAUGCUGAAAGCAGCUGUGGGCAAUGUGUCCGCACUCCGGAGGCUGCUAUCUCAGGACCCCAACCUCGCCUCAAAAAAGGAUUUUGUCUCGGGGGUAAGUCAGAGCAAACAGGAUGAUACCUUUUGUGUUGUCUAUAAUUAUCCUUAUCACAAACACAGGCAGGGUGCAGACCAGCUUUUCCGUCUGUGGUGAAACUUCUACUAAAUUAGAAAUAGCCUGUUUGAUAGCUUGGGGCUAGUACAACUGUGCCACACUACUGUUAUAGACAUUCUGGGGUGAGAUAACAUUCUCCUUCGGGCAUCUCGUCUCCACUCAGGCAAUCUAUCUGUAGUUGCCAUCUUCUUGUUGACAAAUACACUGGGAUGUAGCAACAUGUUUACACGAUAACAGUUGGAACGUGCUGUGUCCAGCCUUGUGUUGGGGACGUGGUGAUUUGUAGCUUCCUCGAGUAGAUACCUUUCAGAUCCCGGUUAUAUCUUUGUGGCAUCAGACUGGAGACCAGGCCUGUGGCGACAAGAUAGGAACAAAGGGUGACAGGCACAUGAUCGAAGGGACCAUUAAGACAUUGCUGAGGAACAGAGGAAUGUGGUUGUUGCUGACAGGCAUUUGGCCAUCGUUCUUGUUGACUAACUUUUAUGAUGUAUCAAAACUGACAAAAAAGGAAAGCAAAUCAACAGAAAUGAGUGGGAUGUGUAUAAUGUAUAUCUACUUCUACGGGUCUGAAUUUGUCCCUUUAAGAGCUAGUUUAGAUAUUAUAUACUUGCUGUUGAUUAGUAUAUUUUGUCACUUUAUGAAUCAAGACUAUAAAUACUGUGUGACUUGAUCAGCAGAAUGAUUUUCCCAUUUAGGUCUUGCCAGUAUGAUGGAAGCAUUAUGACCACAUUGAAUUGCAUGCCCUGAGGUUUCUCCACAAAACUGUGUUUGUUUAUAUGAAGCUGAAACCAUAUUCAUUAUGACAAUCAUAACUCCCUGCAUAUUGCCUCCUGCUUGCUUUAUGAAAUCCAUCUGCACAUCAGAGUGAUGAUUCUUGUGAUUCAUUAGCCGUGUGAUUAAUUCAUUACCGACAGUACAUUUUAUCCAGAGGGAAUGCAAAAUGUAAAUUUUUCAUGCUUUUCAUCUAUUGAAAAAUUGAAACUGAUGGAAAGUGAUUAACAAGGCAAAGAUAUUAAUGAACAGCAGUGUUAUAUUGAGGCUGGAUGUCUCCCCAUACAAUAGCAAGUCACAUCGACUCAUUCAUGCUAACAGCCAACAAAUGCUUACUCAUGUAUCAGGCAAGAGCAACUGGCAAGGCCCCAUUUGUGCGAGGAUGUUGGUCUGUUAUCACCAACACUCCCAGGGAAUUAGAGCAAUUGUUGGUCGGCAAUUUAUUCAUUAAUUCCAGAAAAGGCUCAUCUUUGCUGAUGGAGUAUUUUCUGUGUUCCUUUACAUGUGUAAAUGUGCUGCUGUGAUGCUGUGGUCCCUGAUGGAAACAUGGCCUACCUUCCUGUGGCCUGUGCUGAUUGGUGUUUGUGGAUGGGUCGUGUAGUUUACUGCAUUACACUGGGGUGCCAAACAUGGGAACCAAGAGAUUGUAGCAUUAAUGGCUGAUGCAGGCCUAGAUGUCAACCUCAGAUCGCAUGUGAGUAUGAAACCUUCAUCAUUUCUAAUGUCCGAGUCCAACUCUGAUAUGAAAAUUAAUAGCAUAUUCAUGAAGACCCAGACUUAAUGGCUUCCUUGGGGAACGGUUAUUACAACAAUGCCGGCAGAAAUUGCCCGGGAGGACCCGAUGCCAACACACAAAUUUCCCAAAAUGUGCAAAUUUUGCCGGGUAAUUGAUUGAUCCUAGGCGUUUUCAUCAAGAUUCUGUGGAGUGUGGAGGCACAGGGAGCACUGGAAUGAAUAUGGCAUUAUAGAAGUAAUGAGCCCGAAAAUAAAUAUCUGGUUACUUCAACAAAUUACUGUAGCCACAAGGCCAUUUGUCAUCUGAGGUUGGCUGGUUCUGUUGUGGACAGUUCUUCAAUACCUGGCCUAUUGCAAUAUCGGGAUGGUACCUAGUGCUCUCCGCAUGGCUGCAUAGAACCAUGAUACUUGAUGAUCCUUGAAGGAAUUGAGAAAAGAAGUCCACUCACAGAACAUACUUUUUCAGGGGGGUAUUAUGGAAGGUUAGAUACUGAAGUAACCAAAAGUUUGCCUCAACUUUUGAAAAAAUGUAUUCAUUCAUUUUUGAAGUCCUAAAAAGCAGCAGUCCUGCCACUAGAAAUGAUAAAGUACUUCUCAUGAUUAUGUGUAUCAUUGUUGACAGGGAUGUUACUGCAUAUUGUUAUCUAUUGUGAACUGGUGAUCAUUGCAUUUUUGAUAGUCUGUUUAAUCUAACAAGCCUGGAAAUAGUUUGAUGUUAUUCUCAAACACUUUCAUUCUUUCAUGAAAAGCUAUAAAACUUUUGCAAUACAUGGCCUGUUUUUAUGGCUUUAGCCUAAAUAUUUCAUACCAUUGAUGAUCUAUUGGAUGACUUCUGGUUUAUUCAUUGCCAAUCUAUUUGCAAAGGUUAAUACAGGCUUGUCAAACAGAGCUUUCUAAUAUCUUGGCAGUGUCCUCUCUUCAUAUUUCAUAAUGCUGAUUUAAUUAUUAACAUGUGAUAUUGUGUGUUUGUGGCCCUGCUUCCUGAUAACUGCUGGUAACUGAUGGAUGUGGACAUGACAGG
Molecule: messenger RNA, 3803 nt
Organism: Branchiostoma floridae (Florida lancelet)
Lineage: Eukaryota; Metazoa; Chordata; Leptocardii; Amphioxiformes; Branchiostomatidae
Product: ankyrin repeat domain-containing protein SOWAHC-like
Exons: 11
Coding region: 47-1315 (422 amino acids)
Source: RefSeq, a predicted model, not a curated record